AUGAAUUUCGAGCUCCCCGCCGACCUUCAAAACUACAUCGCGCGUGUCGAUGCAUUCAUCGAGGACAAGAUCCUCCCACUCCAGCACAAGGACGACAACAACCGCUUCUUUGACCACCGUCGUGAAUCGUCGCGAACGCAAUGGGACAACCUGGGCCUGCCCACUCAUGAGUGGGAGGCCCUGCUGAAGCAAGCACGCAAACUGUCCGAUGAGGCGGGUUUCUACCGAUUCGGGUUUCCCAAGGAAUUUGGCGGCGCCGGCAGUGAGCACCAGAACCUGUACAUGUGUGCCAUCCGGUAUCAUCUGGCGUCCCACCCGGUCUAUGGCGGCGGCGUGAGCCUGGCCAACGACCUGCAGAACGAGCACAGUGUCGUCGGCAAUAACCCGUUCAUCAUCAUGAUGCACCACUACGGCACCAAGGAGCAGCAGAACAAGUAUAUUCCGGCCAGCAUCAAGGGCGAGUUCAGGUCCACAUUUGGCCUGACCGAGAUCUAUCACGGCUCCGACGCUACCCACAUGGACACCACGGCCAAGUCCAUCACGCUGCCCAACGGCGAGCCCGGCUACGAGAUCAACGGCAACAAGAAGUGGCAGACUGGCAUGCACGCCGCCACGCACUGCCUGGUCUUUGCACGGACCUCGGGCCAGAACGGAUCCCCCAAGGGCAUCACCGCCUUCAUCGUCCCCCGAGAGACGCCCGGCGUGAAGGUGGCCUCGUACGAGUGGACGCUCAACAUGCCGACCGACCACGCCACCGUGCUCUUCGACAAAGUCCAGGUCCCCGCCACGGCCAUCCUGGGACCGGUGGACAACGGGCUGGCCAUCGCCCAGACAUUUACCCACGAAAAUCGCAUUCGUCAGGCGGCCUCCAGCUGCGGUGCGGCCCGGUACUGCAUCGACCGCAGCGUCGAGUACGCGAAGAAGCGGACCGUGUUUGGGAAGCCGCUCUCGGGCAACCAAGCCAUCCAGUGGCCGCUCGUGGAGCUCUCGACCCAGGCGGAGAUGCUGCGACUCCUGAUCCUCCGCACCGCGGUGGAGAUGGACCAGGUCACGGCGGCGUGCAAGGCCAACGGCAGCGCGCCGUGGAUCGCCAUCGAGAAGCAGCUCGGCCACAAGAUCGGCAUGUGCAACUACUACGCCAACCGGCUGUGCUGCGAGUCCGCCGACCGGGCGAUCCAGAUCCACGGCGGCGUGGGCUACUCGCGACAUUACCCCUUUGAGCACAUCUGGCGACACUUCCGGAGAUACCGGAUCACCGAGGGCAGCGAGGAGGUGCAGAUCCGCAAGGUCGCCGCGUAUCUGUUUGGCUACAAGACAACGGGGACGGAGGACAAGAAACCCGAGGCAAAACUGUGA
This is a messenger RNA of Fonsecaea erecta, 1356 nucleotides long. RefSeq lists its product as hypothetical. Gene Ontology annotation, biological process: fatty acid beta-oxidation using acyl-CoA dehydrogenase; butyrate catabolic process. Gene Ontology annotation, molecular function: flavin adenine dinucleotide binding. Lineage: Eukaryota; Fungi; Ascomycota; Eurotiomycetes; Chaetothyriales; Herpotrichiellaceae. The coding region runs from base 1 to 1356 and encodes 451 amino acids. The record is from RefSeq and is a predicted model, not a curated record. The transcript has a single exon.